AACUCUGCUUGUGGUGCAUGAACUGAUGAGAAACUGCUGCUAUUUCAAUCAGCCGGAGGGACCCUUCGUCUUCCCCGUGUUACAAGCAAUCCUGCAUUACAGCUGGAUCGUACGUCGUCGUCGUUGUCGUCUACGGCGCCGGCGAGAUUGAUGCCAGCUUAUAAUCAUCUCCGGCGUGUGAUAGAUUGAGCCUGAUCCACUCUGCUUCUCCGAUCCUCUCCGGCCUCUCGCGAAGCAAGGUGAUUAUCUCCAGAAGAUCUUGGUAACACGGAGAAGUUACAAAUUGAACUAUGAACCCAGCUGAUUUAACAUACCAACUAUUAGAAGAAAUUACAGAUGGAUUCUCCGAGGAGCGAAGGCUUGGUAGAGGUGGAUUUGGAACAGUUUAUAAGGGAGUGCACAAAAAUGGAGAUCAAAUUGCAGUGAAGAUUCUUCAUAAUGAUACGGAAGGAAUUGAUGAUACACAAUUGAACAAUGAGUUUGAUAACCUUACAAGGUUCAAGCAUCCAAACAUUGUACAGUUGGUUGGAUACUGCUAUGAUGUAAAAUAUAUACCUACAGAGGUCAAUGGAAGAAAAGUUUUUGUUGCAAGAAUAUGUAGAGCGCUCUGCUUAGAGUUUAUGCCUCGAGGGAGCCUUGACAACCAUAUUUCUGAUGAAAUUGAUGGCCUUGACUGGCCUAUACGGUACAAAAUUAUUAAAGGGACAUGUGAGGGUUUGAAAUAUCUCCAUGUGGAACUGAAGCCACCUAUAUACCAUUUGGACCUAAAGCCUGCCAAUAUAUUGCUGGACAGCAACAUGGUGCCGAAAAUUGCAGACUUUGGUUUGUCCAAGAUCUUCAGUGAUGGGAAAACCAAGGUCUCACAAACGCUUGGCUGGACACCUGGUUACCCGCCACCAGAAUUCCUACAGGAGAAAAAAGUAUCAAACAAGUUUGACAUAUUCAGCUUGGGUGUUGUAAUGCUACAGAUAAUUGCAGGACCUACGGGACGUGCCCAAAGUGAUGAUACUUCUUCCCAGGAAUUUACUGACAGAGUAGUAGGGAACUGGAAAAACAGGCUACAGAAAAGAAGGGAUGGUUCCUUGCUGGAAGCAUAUUGCCAACAAGUGAAGACAUGCACUGAGAUAGCACUGAAAUGCCUGGAGACUGAUAGAGAAAAAAGGCCUACUAUAGUGGAAAUCAUCAGUGAGAUUAAUGAGAAAGAAGCUAUCUUUGGCGAGCUGCCGGUAGACCAUGUCUUGGAGGAGCUACCCUCACACAAGGAGUCUAUCAGCCUUGAGAGCAGUUUCUCAAGCCAUUUGAACUUAAAUGGCACCAAACAAAACCAAGAAGCUGAUCAUCAUAACAAGGAUGGCUCUUGUUCCAAAGAGAAAGAGGAGGACCAUCAGGAAGACCAGAUCAUCCCAAUGGAAAAUCCUGAUGUUCCGAUAGAUGUGCAUCCAUCGGAGCCAUGGAUUUUGACGAGCAAUAUGUUUGGCUCAGUUGAUAUCUUGAACUAUAAUACGCAGGAAACAAUGAACCUGAUUCAAGGCUCAUAUGGACCAAUAGUUACAGCAGCCAAGUUCAUCGCACGAAAGCAAUGGUUUGUGGUUGGACAUCACGAUGGUUUCAUAAGAGUUUACACGUAUGAGUCCCCAGUAAAGCAAGUGAAGAGAUUCAAGGCUCAUACAUGGAACAUCACUUGUUUGGAUGUCCAUCCAACUGAACCUUAUGUGCUGUCAGUGGGCUCACAAGACCAGAUCAAGCUGUGGGACUGGAACAAGGGCUGGGAGUGCAUCAAGGCAUUUGACAGUGGAUUAGCAUAUCAAAUAAAAUUUAACCCCAGGGAUGCACAUAAAUUUGCUGUUGUAAGCUUGAUGGAUGCACAGGUUUGGAAUAUCCGUUCUUCCCGUCAAGAAUCCACAUUUUCUGGGCAUGGAUCAGUGGUGAAUUGUUUUGAUUACUUCACUCACGGCAAUCAGCUGUACAUGAUAACUGGUUCAUGGGACAAAACGGCCAAGAUUUGGGACUGCCAGAGAAGGACUUGUGUGCAAACACUUGCAGGACAUACGGACUGUAUUACCUGUGUUUGUUUCCAUCCAGAUCUUCCUAUACUACUUACAGGUUCAAAUGAUGAGACAGUUCGUCUGUGGAACUCUACUACCUUCAAGCUUGAGGGUGUACUGGAUUUUGAGCUUGGAAAAGUUACCGCUAUAGUUUGUUUGAAGGGUUCAAAACGGGUUGUGAUUGGACAUGAUGCUGGAUUAGUAAUUACUGAAAUUCGACAUGGACAGCCAGGCUCCAGCAACAAGUAAGGAUAUUCAAACUGCUGGGGUUCAGGCAAACUGGAUUGGUGUAGAGGAGACUUGAACCAUCAAGACCUGAAAAUCGGAGGCCAUGAUCAGGAAAAGCAUUGCAAUCUGCUGUAGCAGAUAUCUAUGUACUCUCAUGCUUCACAUGCUUACUACUAUGUUCUACUCGUAUUUUUCAUAUUUUCCCCUCGCAAAGUUUUCAUCUAAUUUGAACCGGCUGAUGCAAUCAGCAUUGUAGCAUUUGCUCAUACUGCGUUUUGUUCACCAAAUUUGAUGCAGUGUUGUUGUUCCCUUUCCGUCCCUGAUUAACUGCACAUUGAUAGUGAUGCACAUAUAUAAG
Messenger RNA from Oryza brachyantha (malo sina), 2631 nucleotides. Its product is annotated as receptor like protein kinase S.2-like. Gene Ontology annotation, biological process: protein phosphorylation. Gene Ontology annotation, molecular function: protein binding; protein kinase activity; ATP binding. The record is from RefSeq and is a predicted model, not a curated record. The transcript is spliced from 15 exons. The coding region runs from base 291 to 2294 and encodes 667 amino acids. NCBI's taxonomy places the organism in Eukaryota, Viridiplantae, Streptophyta, Magnoliopsida, Poales, Poaceae.